AUUGUAAAAUAUUUUAAUCCAUGAAUUGGAUGAAAUAAUAAUUUUAACUUUCUUUUUGUUCAAAAUACUUUCUACUGUAGAAUGUAUUUGAGAAUCUCUAGGCUAGCAGAAUCGUGCAGUAUUGCACGAAUUAUACAUAUGAAUAUAAACAUGAUAGAACAAUAUUCUGGCCUGAAUAGCAUAAUGUUAUAUACAUAUUUCCAUAUUUAUAUCCGUAAACUGUAAAUGUAAAGUAAUGUUGCCUCAAGAAAUUUGACGAUCUUGAUAUUUUACGAUUUGAUGAUCAUAUAAUUGCAGAUUGCAAACGUGUACACAUCGUUAUAUCGCAAGUUGUAUUUUUUUAAAACGUUUAUAAAAUAAAAUAGAAAACGCCGAAGGAGAGAAAAGAGAAGAAAAAAGACGAAAGAAAAAGGAAGAAUGUAUAAGGAAAGACUGAUAGCUCAAAUUCUGCAACUUUCUAAAUUAACUGCAACUAUUACAUUUCUUAAAGAAAAUCCUUGUUCUCUUGUAAUUUAGUUACGUCAAUAUUUAAAAAAGAGUAUUAUUUAAUACAUUUAAUCUUUGCAAUUAAAUAACAUACGAAUAAUAUUAAAAUAAUUUAAUUCUUCCAAAUAUUCAUUGUUUAUUAAUUAAAAUGUUUUAAUUGUGAGAUAGAAUGCUUCUCUUUUAUUGUAUGCCUCGUUAUAUAUCAUCAAUUAGAAAAUACGUAAGCAUGAUCGUUGUGAUCAAUAUACGCACAAGUUUUAAUAAUGUUCAAUAAUUAGUUUCACAUGAAAACAAGUUCAAGAUAAAAUGUAUUCAAUAUCAUUAAAAUUCGAUCCUUUUCGAGAAUUGGAUCGCAAUGUGCACAGUAUUUAAAGAUGUACAUUAAUUCAUAGACUUAAAAUAGGCAAGCCGCUCUAAGCAAUGCGGUAGAUGGUUAUAUUGUAAAAUUAUUAUAAGAUUUAUCCUAUAUGCCUGUAUAUUUUCUAAUGUGAAUAUAUUUUUAAUAAAUACAAGUACUACGUGUCAUAAAUAUGUAAAAUACGUGUCGAUUAUCGAUUAUUAAAAUAAUUCAUUUAGAAUUAAUCUAAUAAUGUCAACUGCAUCUGAAUUAUACUAAAUACUGUAUACUUAAUUUUAUUUUGCUUUACAUAAUAAGGCAAGUGACAUGUGUGACGCUUUAAUUGUUGCCGCUUUUCCAUGAUGCCGAUUGGCUGUCUCUAUUCGCGCUUUGCGUAUAUUCAUAGCAUCGAGCAGCUGUUAAGAGGUUUAACAGUUUGACAGUUGUCAAAAUAAAAUUAAAUAAAAUUAAAAUUAUUCAAAAGUUAAAUCUUACACACAUAUUACGCGUGCUUGUGUUGCUAAUGUAAAAAAGUAUUGAAGUUUUUGUAAAACAAUAGAAAUUCGCUUUGCUGCUUUAGAGUAAUCGCAUUUUAACCUAUUAUGUCAUUUGUAAACUUUAUUGAUGGUGAAAAACUUAUUAUUUUAAUUUGUAUCAUUAGAUUAUGAGCGUACACGCAUGUCAGCUGUUUUUGCAAGAGAAUAAAUUUCCAUUUGCGGCUAUAAAACCAUUGACUUUCAAAAACGUGUGGACAGUAUGGUUUGGUAUCAGCAAAUAUACUCCAAAAUGUAAUGUUUACAUGGAUAGUAUGGCUGCGGUUACCACUGAAAGAAUAAGACAUGCCGCACAUAAAUAUUGGUGGAUAAUACAUCCAUUCAGUUAUGGCAGUGCAUUUAAAUAUAAAAAAAUGGGUGAAUGAGAAUUUUGUAUGCAUGCUUGUGCAUAUAUGUGCGUUAUGUGUGUAAAUAUUACUUUUAUUUUGCAAUGUGACAAUACUAAGAUUUACAGGUUUUUAUGGGAUACAUUCAUGAUGGCAAUAUAUAUGAUCGCUUUCUUUUCGAUCCCUCUUAUGAUUUGUUUCGUCAUAAUGGACUACGAAGUAAUUAGUUUAGACAGAGUAAACAUUCCAAUUUAUACAAUUUGUUGGUUGGAUAUAAUAUUCAAUUGUUUUACGGGAUACUAUGAUAAGAAAAAUAUGUCUGUCGAGUUGAAAUUUACUAAAAUAUUUAUGUAAGAUAUUCUAAUUAAUAUUUUCAUUUAGAUUAAUUCUCGAUUAGUUGUUUCUUAUUCAUUUUCACGUAUAAUAUUAAAAUCAAAUUUUCGU
This is a messenger RNA of Nylanderia fulva, 2147 nucleotides long. NCBI's taxonomy places the organism in Eukaryota, Metazoa, Arthropoda, Insecta, Hymenoptera, Formicidae. The record is from RefSeq and is a predicted model, not a curated record.